UUUUAGCUAUGGCCGAGCAUUUGCCGACAGAGUCGCCGAAACCCGCUGGGGGUUGGUCUUUCACUCGUUCUGACGAGUUUUCCGUGCGGAAUAUAUCCUCGUGGCGUGUUGCGGAAGGGGCGGCCAGUGACUCCCAUCUAGUCCAAGUCUCCUGGCCGCUCGACUGGCCGACCGAUCCAUGUACUCGCGCCAAUGUGCUCUAUGUGGUGGACGGUAACGCCAUGUUCCUCACCGCCACAGAAGUCGUGCGACAGCGACAGGCCCUGCAACCGCAGAAGCCCGGCACCAUUGUCGUAGGUAUCGGAUAUCCGCUGGCAGACACCGCUAGUCUCUGGGAUGCGCGAAGAGGGUAUGACCUGACGCCUCCCUGCGAGAAGUUCACGCCGCCAAACGGUCCCGAUGGUCAGCCUCAGCCGCAUGAUUAUGGUGGCGCAGAUAAAUUUCUGCAUUUAAUCACCACGGUCGUGCAGCCGUUUCUACUGGGGUCGGUAUUUCCACGCCUUGAGCUCGCGCGAACAGCGCUGUUCGGACACUCGUACGGCGGCCUCUUCGUGCUCCACUCCUUGUUUACACACCCGGCUAGCUUCGACACCUAUCUAGCGGCCAGUCCCUCGAUUUGGUGGAAUGACCGAUUUGUUCUCGCCGAGGAAUCGCGCUUCCUUCUAGACCCGGGUCCGGUUUCUCGGCCUGCCCUUCGCCUGUGUUACGGGUCAAGGGAGCAAUUUCCUGUUCGUAACAAAGCCGAAUCCGACGAGAGCUUUGAACGGCAAGUCCUAGGCAAAAUGGAACGCCGCAUGAAUGACAAUUGUAAGGAAAUGUAUGAUCGACUGGUGUGUGCUGGUCGAUUGCGAUCAGUUGAAUUACGGGAGUAUCCGGACGAAGAUCAUGGCAGCGUAAUCGCGGCGGCACUGAGUGGCAGCAUUCUGUAUUUCUUAGACUUGGAGGGUUGA
Aspergillus melleus is the source of this 950-nucleotide messenger RNA. Its product is annotated as alpha/beta hydrolase. The record is from RefSeq and is a predicted model, not a curated record. Gene Ontology annotation, molecular function: hydrolase activity, acting on ester bonds. Lineage: Eukaryota; Fungi; Ascomycota; Eurotiomycetes; Eurotiales; Aspergillaceae. Bases 9 to 950 code for a protein of 313 amino acids. The transcript has 2 exons.